CUCUAUUUCCUUAUUUUCUCGCGCUUUUCUCCCCUACUACAUAAUCUAAAUAGCACCAAAGUCCCCCUGCCCCCCACACUCCCUCAUUGACCCGGCAGUCUCCGCCAAUUGGUUGUCAAGGCGUUGCUAAGGACGCCUCAAGAAGCUCCCGCACUUCGCCUCCAAACUCCAAGACGCACCACCACCACCACUACCACCUUCCCGCCAACACCCGAGCACACAUAGAGCCUCGCCGCUGCUCUCUCGGGGAGGCGAGCAUGCAGGCGGUGGUGGCGGAGGCGACGCGGGAGGCAGCAGCAGGCACGAUGGAGCGGUGAGCGGAGGGAGGCGGGCCAGCAUGAGGGAGGACGAGGGCGUGCGACUGGACCUCUACAACUAUGACCUGCCCCAGCACGUCUCCCGCCCCCACGUCCUCACCAGCCCCCGCUCCCUCCAGGCCUGUCGACGGCUGGGCAUCAGGCCCGUGGACCUCCUGCAGCAGCCGCGGGAGGAGCACGAGGCGGCCCAACCCGGCCUGCCCCUCGCCCAGCGCCUCGUCGAGUACCAGGCCCAGGAGAGGCGACGGCUGAAGCGGCUACGAGAGGCACGUGAGUUGAGAGACAGACUGGUGCUGGAGGAAGCGAGGAGGAGAGAAAACACAGGUGAGGGGAUUUCUACAGAGGUGGAAAAAGGAGUAAAAGAACAAGAAGGAGGAAAGGAGAAACCAGGCACCGAAGCGGAGGAUAACGAGGAGGAGGAGGAAGAGGAGGAGGGACAAAAGGCAUCGACAAGCAGGGAGGAGAGAGAAGAGAACAGAAGAGAUGAAGCUGGGAGGGCUCACUCGCCUCCCGCUGAUAACAAUUCCUCUUCCUCCUCCAUCUCCUCCUCCUCGAGUUCCUCCUACAAGUCGUCCUCCAAGCAGCUCAAGGACCAGGAGAACAUCGCUCGCAGUCUCGCAAAAAGAAAGUCGUGGGAAAGAGGCGACAGCAGCUCCUUGGACUCAGGCAACAGACGCACAGUGGACGAGGCAGCGGCCACCUCGACCCCAAGGAGCAACGACGAGGCGGAAGAGAGACGAGUGGGGCGUGAAGAGGAGGAGGAAGAAGACUCACACGUGAAAGAAGAGGAGGAUUGGGAGAACGACGACAAGGAAGAGGAGGGAGAUUGGAUAAGUGGAGGAGAAGGUGGAGGCAUAAGUGGAGGUGUGGAAGCAUUAGAAACUCCAUCUCGAGGUGCAUCCAUAAACCCUCCAAGUGACAAGACACGAUCCACCAAACAUCAGCUACUAUCCGCCAAGCCCUCCACGCCCCCCUCCACCCGAUACCCUCCCUCCACCACCAGGCACAUCCUCCCCCACUCCACCACAGCCCCGCCAGCCGCACGAGCCUCUCCACUACCCCACAGGAAGGUCAAGGCGGGUGCUCCUCGUCCUUCCAGUGCGCAAAGAGUAGGUUCAAAGCACUCCCAGUCAAGCCGUCCCCAGCCCCAGCCUCCUCAGCCGGCUCUCCCUUAUAGGCUUCCUGGAGAGCCGUACCGAGCCUCCAUCGAAGCCAGAAGCACCAGCGGCAAGAUAAGGAAGGUAUCGAGGAGGUCGCCGUGUAGGAGCCACCAAGGAGGGAUCGGUGGUGGUGGAUCUCCCGUCAAGAGUCACUUCGCUGAGACUUCACGCCCUCACCUCAGCAGUAAGGGAUUCCAGGCGUCAGGGAGUCUGUUCAAGCUGUCAGUGAGUGGUCAGCAGGCAGUAAGGGGGGCGGGACAGGUGUUAGGAAGCGGGACGUGGCCUGGGGGACGCCACCACGCCUCUGUCCACGCCCACGCCUCCUCCUCCUCGGCCCAGCACCACCACCACCGACCCCGCAUCACGUGGGCAUCUGCACCGCCUCGCUACCAUGGGUCGAGGCGGCCCUCAGACACCAGCCCCUCCCCGACCUCCUCCCUCAGUGACGCGGCGGGGGGCGGCGACGACAGUGACGACGGCAGCCGCUCGGCCAACUCAGCGGCGGAGUGCGACAGGCAGGGUGAGGAGGACGAUCACUCCCUCCCGCGGCCUCGCUCUCCCUCCCCCGGCAGGUUGCCGCCUCGCCUGCCCGUCGUGAGUGUCGUGCCGUGCUGGUCCCCGCGCAGCGACACCACCUCCGUCACCUCCACCUCCACGCCCCGCCUACCCCGACGGCAGCCCACGCCCACCCCGUCAGGAGCAGUGACAGGAGGAGGAGCUAAGAAGGGAGGCGGUGCUGGUGGUGGAGGUGGAGGUGGAGGCGAAGGAGGAGGAGGAGGAGGGGGUCGCCACACACUUCCCAAAGGACGGAAGCACAGCACACGCCCCGCCUCCGCCACCCACCACCUCCCACAUUACCGCCCGCCGCCCACGCUCGCCGCCGCCCGCAGUUUAGACCAAUUAGCCGGGCCGCGAAGAGAAGGAGCGACAGGCGGCGGCGGCUUUCCCCACGACGUCGUCACCCCCCGCCGAGCCAUGUCCGCCGCCUCCUGCCGCAGCCACCGCCCCCCGCGACCCUCCUCGGCCCUCACCGCCAGGAGCCCCGGGCCGCGGCGAGGUGAUGGAGGAGGUGGAGGUGGUGGUGGUGGUGAGGGCCCGUGCUGGAGUCCCCGCCUCCUGCCCCACCACCGCUCCGUCAGCACCGUCUCCCUGGCUGACUCAAGCAUCCUCGCCAAGUUCAUGGAUGGGCUGGAGAACACGCAGCUGCCGGCGAGGGACGUCCGCCUGUUGGAGCUGCUGGCGAUGAAGCACGAGAAGCUGUUCGAGGAGCGGCAGCGCUCCCAGCAGGCCCACCGCGCCUGGCUGCUGCAGAAGGAACGCGACACCAAGAUGGCGGCGUCGGAGUGGGCGGCGUGGCGGGCUCAGGUGAACGACAAGCGGCGCCGAGAGAACGACGAGAACCUGCGUCGGUGGCAUCGCCUGGAGGAGGUGUUCCGGCAGAGCCAAGAGAACCUGGCGUCCCUCAUCACCGGCAAGGAGGAGCGGGCGAGGGAGUUGCUCACCCUACAGCGGCAGGCCAGGGCGAGGCGGGUGGAGGAGCGACGGUCGGCGGAGAGCGCGCGGAAGGCGGCACAGGAGGCGGCGUUGCGGGCGAGGGAGGAGGCGGAGGAGCAGAAGCGGCAGCACCUCAUCCAGCUAUGGGAGCAGCAGCAGCGCCUGGUGGAGCAGCGGCGGCGGGAGAGGGAGGAGUUCUUCAAACGGCGUGUGGCGGAGGACAACUUGGCGGAGACGGAGCAGCAGGAGGAGCGGCGGCGGCAGGUGGAGGCGCGGGGGGAGGCGCUGCUGGCGGCGAUGCGACACAACAUGGAGGAGCGACUUGCCAGGGCCGAGGCGAACCUGCGGCUGCUGAACGAGGCGAAGGAGGACGCGCUCACCAGGCAGAGGAACGAGAGGGAUCGGCGGGUGGCGGCGGUGCAGGCCCUCCACAAUCAGCUGGAGGCCUCGAUGAUGCAGUGGCGGCAGCACAUCCUGUCGCGGCAGCUGGAGGCCAUGGCGGCGGCGGAGACGAGGCAGGAGCAGUACCUUCGGUCGCGAGCCAACAGGAUCUACGCCGAGAGGUCCUCCCGCCACGUCCACCACCACCACCUCCUCCAGCAAGUGUUGGCGCGGGAGGAAGCAGAGCUGGCCAUGGCGAAAAGGUGCCUGGAGGCAAAGGACACGAGGGCGCAGGAGUUGGCGAGGGAGAGGGAGCGGCAGGUGGCCAAAGCUCGCUCCACCGCCCACACCACCGCCGCCCUCAGGGAGAACCUCAGGAAAAAGUUGGCCCCGGAGACGUUCGACAAGGUGGUUGCACGCGCCAACUUGGAGCUGAGGAUCGAAAACCGUCCGCCAGCCACCUCCUCCCAGGGCACCCGCUCCCACAUCUUCCUUGGCUGAGGGUCACGCCAGGCUGGACACCUCUCACUCGCGCCACGCCCCGCCGGUAUCACAUCAGAGCUACAAAAACGCACGCACACGGCCGCCGCACACGACCCUUGAAGCUUCGAACUUUGUUUAUCUUCUCUUCAACGGCUCUCAUUUUAGUUGUUUAGGAAUUCGGCACUUCCAAAUCGAGCACUUAUAGCUGUAUUAUUAUAAUUAUUGCACUUUUGUAGCCUCCUUGGAACAGUAAAAUCAUGCAAAUGUAACCAAGUGCUCACCAAUAUACAUAAUACCGUACAUUUUCGCAAGGGUGUUGAAACCCUGAUUUUAAUCAUUAAUGGCUCCCGAAAAGUUGUACCUACCUAACCUUUUUUUUCAGGAUAGAAACAAGUUUCAAUGUGUAUCACUUGUUGGUGAUGCAGAAAUUAUUUCUAAUACUCAAGAGUUUAGUACCAUUUUUAUAUCACAUUAUCAGCAAACAAUUACACAUAUCUAUAAAUACUAAUAGCACUGAAUUUCUUUUCAGUUAUUGUACUAGAGUUUAUAAGGUUUAUCCAGACUGAGUGUCAUUUCAUGACUGUUUAUUAAAAAAAAAAUCAUACAUCAUCUGAAUAUUAAAUGCAGUUAUUUAGUACAGAGAAUGUCACAUUGCACCAUCCACUGUGCCCAAAGGUUAUGCAUAGUUUCCUUUUGACACACUGACCAUCAGUAUGACAUUCCUGAAAAAAUUAAUACGCAUACUCUGAAAACACAACACACAGUAGACGUAAUGGAAAUACAAUAGGUGAUUAAUUUACUACUUAAUGUUGUACAUCUGUGAUGCAGAAACAGCAUAUGUAAUCAAAACAGCUUGUCACUUGCAGGUAUGUACUAAGUCCUGCAAUACCAUAAAUAAAAUCACAAUACAUUGAUAAAAUACCAAAUGUCACGGUGUAACUUAUGCAUCCACAUAUGACAAAAAGGGAUGUUGAGCAUAGCAGAUGCAAAAGACCUCUUGACAUGAUGCACAAUGAGAAACUCCUGACCCCUCUAAGCAUAAAAACUCUCAUGAACAAGAGCCUCUCACAGUUUCUGCUGUGGCAUCCAGACUUUUCAAUAUUAUUUCAACAACUCCUCAUUAACAAAGGAAACUUACCCAUUUGCAGGGCUAUACUUAUGAUGUGCAAGUGCAUUGAUCUAUUCUGUACAGUGUCUUUGUGCAUCCUAUCUGGCUUUUAUGGUACAAAGAAUUUUGCCACAUUAUUAAACUGUAAGCAUUAACCAUUUAAGUGGAAUUAUUAAUUUACCUUAAUUGAUCUUGAUUCUGUAUGAAUUACUGAAACUUAAGAUGUGUGUGUGUGUGUGUGUGUG
This is a messenger RNA of Eriocheir sinensis (Chinese mitten crab), 5188 nucleotides long. Its product is annotated as coiled-coil domain-containing protein 177-like. The transcript is spliced from 17 exons. The record is from RefSeq and is a predicted model, not a curated record. The coding region runs from base 338 to 3853 and encodes 1171 amino acids. Lineage: Eukaryota; Metazoa; Arthropoda; Malacostraca; Decapoda; Varunidae.